AAUGACACGUGACGCUGAUGUCUCGCUCCCUGGCGGUCAAUGAUCGCAGAACCAGGUAAAGGUGUGGUUAGUCUUAUUGUGGCAGUUACCUGAGAGCAACAAGAUUAAAGGACGCUGCUGGCGGCGUCUACUUUAAUCUACACAAAAGAAAACAAGAUGGUGGAGCAAACUAGACAGCCGAGGCGCGUGGUGUCCCUGCAGGCUGGACCUGGGGAAGGGGACACUGAUGUCCUCUUAGAUGUGAACCUCAGGAUAAAUGACAGGGCUGCGCGGGCCUUUGGGAGCCAGUUGGCUGCGAUUGGAGACCAGCUGGACCAGGAGUGGGCCAGCAGAGGGAACCCCUUGCUCCCAACUCCUCUCCACAUGCUGAGACCUGUGCAGGCACUGACCAGGACCAUAUACCGGGAUAUCCACAGGCAGUUGUGGGGCUUCCAGGGCCUGUCUGCAGGGGUGAAGGCCUGGAUAGAGAGCACUGCGCCUGGGCAGGGAAUCCUCAGAGCGGACGGCUGGGCAGCCUGGAUGUCCAAUUUAAAACCAGUAGCCUGCGCUGGCUGGACCAGACGAGCACUGGGGACGGUGGCGCUGGUGGCUGGAGUCACUAUCAUAACUGCACUGUGGAAGGAAUAGAGAGCCUAAAAAGGGCCAUCAGCAGGUCUUUUGGGCCAUCAGCAGGUCUUUUGGGCCAUCAGCAGGUCUUUUGGGCCGUUAUAUCUUUGACAAAAAAAGUUUGCAAAUGAAUCACUAUUAUUACUUACUGAUUUGUUUCUGCUGUUUACUUUGAAUUCUCUUUUUUUACUAUUUUGAUUAUGUUUUGCAUUUGAAAUGAUAUGACCAGAAACAGAGUAAAAAAAAAGUUCAAUUAGUUAGGACUGUGAAAAUUGUUUAAAUUGGUUUUACAGUGUUGCCCAAAGGGAUGGCCAGCGUAUUGUAGCAGUGACAUGUUGUUUCACAGUUGUAUUAAUGUAAACAAAAUAUUUUACUCAUGACUGGACUGUUGCUGGCCUGCAGUUUUUUUUAUCCAGAUUAGUUUCUUACGGGUUUAAGAGGCCACGUUUUUUACAAAUGAUAUGUAGCCUGGCUUAAUAUAAAAUUAAGGGAGCUGGACUUUCCGUGUCAGAUUUGAACAUGCUUUUUCAUGUGAUGCAAAUAAACUUCUAAAUUAUGACAA
Molecule: messenger RNA, 1168 nt
Organism: Eleginops maclovinus (Patagonian blennie)
Lineage: Eukaryota; Metazoa; Chordata; Actinopteri; Perciformes; Eleginopidae
Gene: bik
Product: BCL2 interacting killer
Exons: 6
Coding region: 157-627 (156 amino acids)
Source: RefSeq, a predicted model, not a curated record